Messenger RNA from Bursaphelenchus xylophilus (pine wood nematode), 1127 nucleotides. Lineage: Eukaryota; Metazoa; Nematoda; Chromadorea; Rhabditida; Aphelenchoididae. The record is from the annotation of a GenBank genome assembly.
AUGGUUCGCCCCUUUAGUAGUCGCGAACCUGUACGGCGGGCCUACAGAGGAGAUUACGGCAGAAGGGACAGUCCUCCAAGGAGAAGAUCUCCAACAAGAAGAGCCAGAUCUCCACCUAUCAGACGGGAUUUUGAUCGUCGUAGUGUCAGAAGGAGAUCUCCACCUGUAGUGUAAGUUUCUUAUGAUAAAAAGUACUCUUCGCAGGAUGAAAAACGUUUAUUUUUUAUUUUAGGCGUCGACCAGCCAAGAUAGAUCCAAGAAAAUAUCUUCCACCAGUUAGAAACCCAGCAAAGUAAGACUUUUUUUUAAAUGUACACUCUCCUAGAUAUGUGGAUCCUCCAGGAAGGCCUAGAGUUGUAAGGAAAAGAUCCAGAAGUCCUUUGAAAAAUGGUUCUGUACCUAAAAGAAGUAGAAGCUCGGAUAAGAAGAAGAUAGACGAGGAUAUCAGUAAAUUGGAAAGAAAAUUGAGAUUUGAUCUCACUGACAUCUUUACUUUGUGCAUUCAUUCAGAUAAAGCUACACAUGUAAGUUAGAGAACACUUAUUGCUUAAUUUGUAUAUAAAUAUUGUGUAGAUAACAUGAUUUUUUAGACUGAAAGAUUGGAGUUAGUGCAGCAGAAGUUAGAAGAGAUAAGAAACGAGGUCGAUGCUUUGCCCAAGGAGAAGCUAGAGGAUUUGGAAUUGGAAGAAGUGGAUUGUGGUAAAAAAUUUAUGCCUAAAAUUGUAUAAUUUUCAGAAGAAGCGGCAUCUGGCGAUGAAAAUGACGACACAAAGUAAGUCCAAUACUCUUUGUGUGUAUCUUUUUAGAAGUAACGACGAGCGGGCAAUAAAGGACACCAACGACUAUGAUGAAGCCGACGAUAUUAUACUAGACCAGGUGGAGCAACCAGUGUUUCACGACGAAGAUUCCAAUGAUAACAACGUGCCGAAGUCGCCACCCGAAGAAGAUAAAGGAGGUUAGAAAAGUUUUACCAGGUCUACCUAUAUAAGAAUGGGCGUAGUAUCGUAACCGACCAGAUAUUCCGGAUAUCGGAUAUUGUCGUAUCGUAUCUACCUUGCUGUUUGCUGGACUGAAUUGUCAACCGUUCUACCGUUUCAGACAGUCUAAACGGCGAUCUCGGCACCUGA